CGCUGAUUUUAGGCAUGAAAGUCCCGACAGUAAGUAAAUUUUUGUGGUGUUUUGAUCUUACGACAGGUGGAUUGUUCCUGGGUUAUGUUGGUGCUGUGACAAAUGCUGGAUGUGCGUUAGCAUUGUUGUAUGAGCUUGUGGCUGAUACUGAUGAGUUUGAGGAGGAAGUCUUUGAGUUUGCAGAGGAAGUGGAGCCAGUUGAUGCUUUUGUUGAGGGAAUAAUUGGACAUAAGGCUAAUAGUCGAAGGGAUUUGCCGUUUUGGGCUAUUCUAUUUAUUGCUGGAUUAUGGAUUGGAUUGCUUGUUAUGUGCUCAGUGUUCUCAGUUUGGUUCGUUCAAGGUGUCAAUAAUAGAGACCCACAAAAAGUCCGUUACUUCCUAAUAAUCAUGAUCAUCGGAACCGUCUCAUCCUUCUUCAAAGGCAUGCUAUCACUGUCCUUCUGGUGGAUCCUUUUCGGAAUGCUCAACGUCUACUUCAUCAUCUGUGUCUACUCACUUUAUCAAAUCCUUCAAUAUGAAGAUGUAGAACAAGUGAAAACACACGCCACUGCCUAUAAUCAAGGUUAUUCUCAAUGUUAUGAUGAACCAGAGACGCAUCAUGAUGAAGAGAGCGUAAAUGGUGAAGGCUAUCAGACCACUGCGUUCAAUGAGCCGUAAUUUUUUAAAAAUAUUGUUGAAUUUAAAGUUUUUUUGUGAUUGGAAAAAUUGAUUAUUUUUGGAAAAUAAAAUAAAAUGAAUUUGUGUGUUUAAAAU
Messenger RNA from Chironomus riparius, 752 nucleotides. The record is from the annotation of a GenBank genome assembly. Lineage: Eukaryota; Metazoa; Arthropoda; Insecta; Diptera; Chironomidae.